AAGAGGUGGGGCCUUACCAACUGUUGCAGUAACCUAUGUUGAGUCAGUGAAACUACCGAGGGCAGAGCAAGCACAUUUCCUUGUUCAGGAUUACAAAGCAGCCACAGUAGAAACAUUUCCGAGUUUCGACUGAUUGAUUUGGUUUAAGGUGAAUGUCUUCCCUGGAUUGUAUGUUUCACUCAGAAAUUGGAAAUAAAGAAGAAAAUGACUGUUACUGUACUCUCAGUGAUCAGAGCGGUGAGGUCCCUGAUGGUAGCUACCUGGACUGUGAGAUUGUCUAUAGCGAGUCAGAACUCUUUCCUGAUGAGGAUGUGAUAACGUUGGCUCAGCAAGAGCAUCAACAUGAGUCAGACAUGGAUAGUGCCAUUGAAACUGCAAGCAACUCUGAAGCUUCUGAUGUGUGCCGAAGUGAUGACAAAGACAGUGGACUUGGGAGUCUCUUCCUUCCAGGAAGAAAACUGAAGAAGCACAAUCCAUCUGCAGCAUCAGACCUCUCAACUCACUCCACAGCCUCUCUCAUCAGCAGUGAAGAACAGUUUGAAGACUAUGGAGAAGGAGAUGACGCAGAUUUUACCCCCAGCAGCCCUUGCCCCGACGAUGAAACAAGGACCAAUGGCUUUUCAGAUCUGGGAUCAUCAGUUUCUUCCAGUGCUGGGCAAACACCACGGAAGACAAGGCAUGUUUAUAAUGGGGAGCUGCUAGAUGUUUACUGCACUCAGUGCUGCAAGAAAAUCAACCUUCUCAAUGACUUAGAAGCAAGGCUAAAAAACUUGAAGGCUAACAGCCCAAAUCGAAAAAUAUCAAGUACAGCUUUUGGAAGACAGUUGUUCCAUAACAGCAAUUUCAGCAGUAGUAAUGGCAGUACAGAAGAUCUGUUUAGAGACAGCAUUGACUCUUGUGACAAUGACAUCACUGAAAAGGUGAGCUCUCUGGAAAAAAAAGUAACAGAGUUAGAAAAUGAUAGUUUGGUGAACGGAGACUUAAAAAGCAAACUGAAACAAGAGAAUACGCAUCUGGUUCAUAGAGUUCAUGAAUUGGAAGAGCAGAUGAAAGACCAAGAAACCAGGGCAGCAGAAACCCUAGAAGAGGAGAUAAAGAGACACAGAGAAGCAUAUAGCAAACUGGAGAGAGAAAAGAGCACAGAAAUUGAACUAUUAAAUACAAGAGUUCAACAACUUGAAGAUGAAAACACUGACCUUAAAACAACUGUUUCAAGAUUAAAGUCACAGUCUGAAAAACUAGAUGAGGAAAGACAACGAAUGUCAGACAAGCUCGAAGAUACUAGUUUGCGGCUACAAGAUGAGAUGGAUUUAUAUAAAAAGAUGAUGGACAAAUUAAGACAAAAUCGACAUCAGUUUCAGAAAGAAAGAGAUGCAACAACAGAGCUGAUCGAGGAUUUAAGGAGAGAAUUGGAACAUCUUCAGGUCUUUAAAUUAGAAUGUGAACGGUCUGGUCGAGUAAGAAUUCCUUCUACUGGCCUGAGUGAAUAUAAUGCAAAGACAAAGGAAUCUGAACUUGAACAAGAAAUUAAACGAUUAAAGCAGGAAAAUCAAAAGCUGCGUGACCAGAAUGAUGAUCUAAAUGGACAAAUCCUCAGCCUGAGUCUUUAUGAGGCCAAAAACUUGUUUUCUACACAGACAAAGGCCCAGUCGCUUGCUGCAGAAAUUGACUCGGCCUCAAGAGAUGAGCUUAUGGAAGCCCUUAAAGAACAAGAAGAAAUCAACUAUAGACUGAGGCAAUACAUGGACAAGAUAAUAUUGGCAAUUUUGGAUCACAACCCUUCCAUCUUGGAAAUUAAAACUUAAAAACAACUACAUUCAUCACUGGAUUAAAACAGGAAGAGUUAUCAUACCUACAAACAUGAAAGGACCCAUCCACCUCCCAGAGACUAUAAAGUGAAAUGUUUUGUGUUUGUGUCAUCUCUGGUACACUUAUUUAUUAUCUGUGAAUCAUUAGUAUAUAACAUUUUUCAGAUAUUUCUGCACUUUUUUCAGUUCCUGUGAAUUGACUGCAAUUUUGUAUGUGACAUGCAUCACUGAAGUAUUAUAGCUGGAACAUGCCACUUUAAAAUACUGGAAAAAUAUACUACCUCUGUCUUUAACGUAAUAAACAGAGAUAUUUAAACUUACUGUUAGAUAAAGGUCCCGUGACCCUGAACAGAGUAAAGCAGGUAAAAAUAUGAAUGAAUGAAUGUUAUAUGACGGCCCUGAAUUCUAGUCACUUACUAGAUUACAGCAUUUGUGUGUGUCCUGGCUCAGGCAGAGGUACUCACUCACCUGAACAAAGCCUUGACAUGGAUUUCAAAUGCAAUAAUGUGCAACUUAAUUUGAUAGGUCCUUGAUAAAAAAGUAGAAGGUUUAGAAAAUUUACAUCAUGUGACAAUAUGACAAAAGACUGAGUAAAUAACUAAUUAUGAAAUACAAUGUAUGUAAUAAAUGUAUAUGAACUACA
This is a messenger RNA of Protopterus annectens (West African lungfish), 2451 nucleotides long. It is a transcript of the gene RAB11FIP4, whose product is annotated as RAB11 family interacting protein 4. The transcript has 13 exons. Gene Ontology annotation, biological process: regulation of cytokinesis; endocytic recycling. The record is from RefSeq and is a predicted model, not a curated record. Bases 153 to 1805 code for a protein of 550 amino acids. Gene Ontology annotation, cellular component: midbody; cleavage furrow; recycling endosome membrane. NCBI's taxonomy places the organism in Eukaryota, Metazoa, Chordata, Ceratodontiformes, Protopteridae.